Cherax quadricarinatus is the source of this 5188-nucleotide messenger RNA. Its product is annotated as mucin-5AC. Gene Ontology annotation, biological process: positive regulation of gene expression; regulation of transcription by RNA polymerase II. The record is from RefSeq and is a predicted model, not a curated record. Gene Ontology annotation, cellular component: mediator complex; nucleus; core mediator complex. Gene Ontology annotation, molecular function: transcription coregulator activity. Lineage: Eukaryota; Metazoa; Arthropoda; Malacostraca; Decapoda; Parastacidae.
CCCAAAAUAACAAUUUCCACAAUAAAUAACGAACUAUUUUUGCCAAUUCGAAUUGCUUGUUGGUAAUUUAGAAAAUAAAAGAAUGGUCGAGCUAUGACCCGGGCUUUAAGUAAAUAUUGACCCAAAAUAUUUAUAUAUUCUUUUUGAGUAGGUUCAGAGGCGUUGUGAACGCACGUGACUAUGGUGAAGCGGCGCGGUGGUGUAAGGAUCUGUGCAGCAGAGGAGCGGCCCGGGCCGGCACUGACACCCGCCUCCCGAUCACACACCGCCCUGCUACCAGUGAUGUGUCCGUGACGUCACGGUGAUGUCACAUCUUCCUGAUGGCCACCUAGCCAAUGGGGAGGCGCAAGUCAGGAGGCGAUGAUGACGUCACGGUGCUCGUGCGGGCUCGGCGACUCCCCGGCUCGCUCAGUUACCCACAAUCCCCCGUCCCGCCAGUCCAUGUCGCCGCCCCGACCAGUCACCACCGCUGCGCCGACGUGACCACACGCGCGGCCUCAUGCAGCGCUCCAUAGAAGAAAUUAAACGAAGAUUGUUGACGUGCACAGAUCAAGAUUAUAAUGUCACAGAUAUGGCAGCAUGCCUGGACCUCAUCAGCAAGCUGGAAAGAACACCUAUUACAAAGGAGGUCCUUGAGUCCACCCGACUAGGAAGACACAUCAACAAUAUCCGUCGUAAGACAGACCACCAGGAGCUUUAUCGACGUUCCAAGGAUCUUGUGCGCAAGUGGCGUAAGGAAGUUCUGGCAGAUGGGGUGAAUGGGGCAGCUGGAUCAGGACCUGGACCUGGCGGGACGGGGUCUGGUGGGACAGGUGCAAAAGGGGCAGGUAAUGGGCAUCCUCCAACUUCACCAUCUUCCUUACCGUCCAGUGGCAACACAAGUCCAGGAAUGUCUGCCCCUACCACUCCCUCCACCCUCGUCCAACGGACACGUACAGCUUCCCCUACCCUAACCACUGCCCAUUCGUCCCGCCCACUUAAACCUGCAUCACCUUCCUUACCUCGGGGACGUGUAUUGAGUCCAGGGAUGUGUCCUGCUCUGUCGACUCUCUCACCAGUUAUUACUCCCCCUUUAGCAACACAUGCCCGCCCACGGUCCCGCCCACAUUCUCCAGCAGUUAAUCCCAGCAUGCGGCAGCCACCCAGAGCAGAUGCUUCUUCUUAUGCCCCAAGUACUGAAAAUGUAGCGAAAACUAAUACGGCUAACAAAAGAUUAAGAAAAGAUGAGGAAGAUUCUAAUAGUGAUAUUCCCGUUGCCAAGCGACCUAGAAAUAAUGUAACCAAUGGUUUUGAUGAAGAUAGUAGAGAUAGUUUUUCUAGCGUAAUUAGCAAUGAUUGUACUUCUAAAAUUAAUAGUGGAGGUAGUGAAAGUAGUAAAACUCGACGAAUAGCAAAUGCACAUGCUGUUUCAAAGAGAAAACUAAAUAUUAAUGAAACUGCUCUUGCUACAAAUAUGCCAAACCUGCUUCAUCAAAAAAUGGCUGCCCUUCCAAUACCUACUAAAGCCUCCAAAGUGAAAACAACGUCACAAAUUGUUGCAGAACUUGCUGAACGAAAAGGUGAUAGUAAAUUAGCAGAAAGAGCAACAAAACUGGAAGAACAACAUGUGCGAGAAUUACCUGGACCUGGAGUAACACUUGGUAUGGGUAGAACGACUGAUAAUGCAGUUGUUACCCGUAAUAAAAUGGACCAUUUGCAGCGCUUCCUCAGUUCACAGCCAGGUCCUGCAUUUGAUGACUUUCAAGGUGUUGGUGAUGAGGACAGAGGUUCAGUAUCUUCAGAAAUAGAAGGCAAAGGAUCUACAAGUGCCCCAGUUUCCCCACCACGUGGCCCUACAGAUGUCCCUCCACCUAUCAUGACGCUGAGUAACCUUGAUCUCCUUGGUGUCAUGGCUCAUGAAACUGCUGAGGAGAUUUUGGCCCGCCUUCCUCCAAUUGACUCCUCUAGUAUUGUAUGGGAUGAUCCUGACGAACAAGUUUGUGAACAGGAGCAAGAACAAAGAGAUAGAAAGUGUAGUGGCUCUGAGCAUAGUGAAUCUGAAGAUGAAGUGGAAAAAUUAGUACGAAAAUCUGAGAAAGUUCUGCCAGAGGCAAUAAAUACACUUCAUACAACUAAUCUUGAUUGUCAGAAUGGUAAUUUUGAUGUGGAUGGUAAAUUCAGAGAGUGGCAUGAAGUAACUGUCAAAAAAAGCUACCAGGAUGAUCCUUUGAUAGUGUUGCCUUAUGUGAUAACUGACUUUUGAAACACAAACUACUGUAUUUACAAUGAAAAGUGGUGGCUAAGAAAUACUAAGAGGCUACCUAGUUACUAAAAAAAAAAAAUGUGGUUGUCAUUAACUUCAUUUUUCUCAUAUCAUAGAACCCAUGUUAGUCUGUUUCUUGUUAGUCUGUUUGUAUUUUCCGUGUGAUAUUUUUUUUUUUUUGGAUAGCCUUCCAAGUGUUGCUAUUUACGUUAAAAUAUAAUUUCAAGAGAAUGGCGUAUGUUGAUAUUGCUAACCUUGCUUUGUUGCUUCAAUUUUAUUUUGAAGACAACCUGAAAAAAUAUACAAGAAUUCUUAGGAUUAAGUAUAUACAGUGCCUAAAGAACCAAGUGAACCAAGCUUUUAGUUUCUUCUUGAAAAAUCUGUGAUGUGCAACCAGUCAUGUUUUAACAAUCAAUAUACACAUUUAUAAAUUUGUAUGCAAGUUGAUUUUUUGUGGUGACUAAAGUCUUGGCUCAGUGAUUUCUAUUCAUCUAUUAAUGAAGUCAGUACAGUUGCCUUCAGUAACUUUUCCAUAUCCUAAAUGAAAAUAGUAUACUUAUAUAUGUUUGAUCAAGUCAUUGAAGUAUAAACAUUCAGGACGUAACCUGAAUAUGGCAUUGUGUGGAAUGGCCAAAUCCAAAUAUAUGAUGUUCAUGUUUGCUAGUGAGGGUAGGAUAGUCAUAUGUGAACCUUAAGCCUUUUUUUGCUCAAAGGAAGUUGGAAAAAUUUUGUCUUCACUCAUAACCAUAUACAGUGGUACCUCGAAUAUUGGCCAAAAUUCGUUCCAGAAGGCUGUUCAAGUGCCUCUACCGAACGAAUUUGUUCCCAUGAGGAAUAAUGUAAAUUAGAUUAGUCUGUUUCAGACCCCCAAAAAUACACUUACGAAAGCACUUACAAAAAUACACUUGCAUAAUUGUUAGAGCUGGGAGCUGUUCAGAAUUCGAGGUACCACUAUAUAUAUUUCUUCUAUUUUUUUUUAACCACAUUGAUCAUUUCCCACUAGGGUUUGGGUAACCCAAAGAAGGAAACACAUUUAACAUCACUCGCUGAGUAAGUCUUGCCAGAAGCAUACAGACAUCACAAUUCAAAUAAAAUUAUAGUAAGGUUUUCCUGUUACAAUGAACAUUUUGACAGCAACAGUUUGAUAGUAUGUCUCAAAUGUACAAGCCCUUGUCAUAAUCAGUUGAAAACUGAUCCCAUGUUAUAAACUGUGAUAUUGAUUGAACUGUUAUUAUCUGUGUUGUUUUAAUGAAGAUACUAGUUGUACAUUCUUAGUUUUCAGGUGAAACAGUUUGGCACUUGUUAAUUCAGACAUUUCAUUCAUAAGACAAGGUUAUUGGCAAAAUUUAAAUUAUGGCUAUAUAUUACUCCUUAAAUUAUUGUUUAUGAAUGGGGCAUUAAUACAUAAAGAGGCAAGAGUAUGUUACUUAAAUAUCUCGCAAUUUUUGUGGGCAUCCAACUUGGCUUAUGGUUCACUCCUUCCCCACAAAUGCAAUGGAACUACUGUACACAUGAGCAUUAAGAAUAUUGUGCUUAAAUCUUGAUAACCAGGCCAGCAGUAUGUCCCAGUUUCUUUCUCUCUUUCUCUCUCUCUGUAGAAUAAGCUUUUAUGAACAGUAAUACACUAUUGUUCAAACAGGCAGCUGCAGAGAAUCUUUUAUCCUACUAUACAAAUUAUAUAUAUAUUUUCCAGAUCUGGCUGGUUGUCGUAUGUCUGUGAUGUAUGCACUUGUCUCAAUGGAAAGUCUGUUAUGCAGAAGUUGAAAAUGUAAUUAUGCUCAUGUAUAUUGUCUUUACAUGCCAAAGAAUCAAUCUACAUGAUCUGUACACAGGAACCUUUGUUUUAUAAGGAUAUUCUUCCCGUGACACAAUAGUUGCAUUCCUAUGCUGUGAAUUGAAGAAAAUGUUCUGUUCAAAUACAUUUCUAUGCUUCUUUGUUUGACCAGCUGCUGCCUUAGGUUGGUUUCUGGACAUUGCAAGUCAUAGAAUGGACGUGGGUUUUGAAAGUGCAGGAUAUUUUAAAGAUCAGAGAAUUCCUUUAUUAUAUAUUACAUAAAAAAAAAUUCUGUUCUUUCAAAUCCCAAAUAUACAUCUUUGUCAAGCAUAGAUUAAUAAUAGUGUUAAAAAUUUGAAACAUUGUGAAGUGUUGUCUAUGUUUACCUUCACACUUUUCCACAGGAUCUUUAUGAAGGUGAAUAUUGAGCAAUAUUGUUGAAAGUCAACUACUUGAUGGAAAUGUUACCUUUCUACCCUGUCUCAGAAGUUAAGAAAUAUUCCUAAGUUAUACUCCUGUGUGAUCUGACACAUUGACAUUCUAGAUAGCAAUGUAUAUACGAGACUUUAAUUAGAUGCAUAACAUGACCUGUACUAUGCAAAUAAGUAGACCAAUCCACUCCUCUCCCUUGCAUCUAACAGGUCCAUUAUCCUUCCUCCAAUUUGUGUUCAGUCAUUAUGGUAAGGAAAUUUGGAAAUUGCAUAUUUGUUAUUGUCAUUAAGGAUGAAUUCUUAUAGGUUUUGGCAAAACUUAUUCGCAGCAUUAUUAUUAGAUAUUGCCUUUCAUAUAUUCACAGUGGAGAAAUUAUGAAUCAGUCUUAAUGCUUAACCUUACUGCCAUAUUUUUGCCAUUUACUGAAUGUAUUAACUUCCACUUUCAGGAAAUUUAAAAUUAGUUUAAUUUAUCGUUCACUUCAAAAUUGACUAAACAUGAUUAGUGUAAGCCAAGCUUGGCUACAGACAGCUUGUUCAUUGUUAUAUAGACCACAGUACCCAGUUUUGUAAGGAUAUCUUGUAAACCAGUUACUGAAAUGAGACUGCAAAUGUCCAUUGCUACACCAUUAAAUAUUAUGAUGUUAUUUGAUGUUUUAUAAUUUAUAGUUUUGUUGAAAAGAAUACUAUGGAUUCAUUCCUAUGAGAAUACAAGAAAAGUCCAAUAAAUUGAUAACACUG